GCCGGAGACCUCGCCUUCAUCGGGACCACCACUUCCAAGCCCGAUUAUCCGGAGCUCGGAGAAUCCUGGCAUAUCGACCGUCCCGCGGCAAUCCUUGAUUCACGGCGCAACACGGAUCUCAAGUCAACUGUGGCAACCCCCGCGGCCGUGUCUAUCCUCCCGUGACGAGAGGCUUCAGCUGAAGCCCUUCCUCUGCCUCGGGCCACACUUCCAUCACGCAGACUCGAGAACGACAUCCACCUCACGCGUUCCCAAGCCCCGCCUAUGGCUGUGCCCAUGCAUGGCACAGGAGAGCCGCAGGCCCCUUGACACCUCAAUCAUACUGCCGGGGAAGUCGCUGCAGGUCGUCGUUGCGCUUUGGAAGUUCGUGCUCUCGGGAGGCGGCACGACGACCAAUAUUGGUCCGUGUAAGCUCUCUGAUUGUUCACUCGAGAGCGUAUGCGCAUGGCCGUCUGAACUAUGCAGGAUCUCGCGAGGUACAAGUUCCUGUCAGGCACGGAUAGAUUGCGGUUCGACUUCGUGAAGAAGGCGCAUUCCCAUUAGGGUACUUCAACCUAUUUGUUGACCGAUAUACGAAGGUGCUGGUCCCAAGCGAGGGCGGUGUUGGCGACCGUGGCAGAGAAGGCGCAGGAGGGCGCGAGGUGAAAGUCGCUUGAGGAUGCGAGGAUAUGGGAGAGCAACAAACGGGCGCAAUACAGGGCCAGGGACGACGGAAGGAGGCUGAGCGGAUCACAUUCGCCAAAAUUGAUCAGCAUGAUCAAGCGAUCUUACAUAUCAUCGAGUUCACGGCAACAGACGCACCCGCCGAAUUGCCGCCGCCCAUGAGCGUACAAGAGGUUGAGCUAUGGCGGUAUCGUCAGCUGGCGCCGGCACGGGCGAAGAUGAAAUGCAGCAGGACAACGACGAAGAUUCGGACGAGGAGAGGAGGACGCGGGAAGAGGAGGAGGAGGAGGAGGAGGGAAGAGAGGGAGCAGAUGCGGGACGUCGAAAGGGCGAGGGCGAUCCAGGCGAGCUCGCUUGGCGCAGGUGGGCCGAUGAAGAUCGAAACAGACUAUUGGGCGCAAAAGCCAAGGCAUCUGCUACCACGAGCUGUACAAAAUGUCGCCAGCAGAUCCCCGUUGACGAACUCACGGAGCACAUGCGCAUCGAGCUGCUCGAUCCGCGUUGGAAGUUGCAGCGAGACGCGCUUGAGGCUUGCAAGGCGCAGACGCCCGAGCUGCAGCGCGGCGCGAACGUGGUCUCUCCGCUCAAAACGCUCGCGCGCACGCCUGUGGAUGUCUUCGGAGCCGCCCCCACUUUGGGACGUUCAAUGGUGCGAGUAGUUCGUGAGCCAUUGCGAGGACACCCGAACUGGGUCCGGACCGUGGCUUUCUCGCCCGACGGGAAGCAUAUCGCCUCUGGAUCGAGCGACGUGACGAUCCGACCUUGGGACGCCGAGACAGGCAAGCCAGUCGGAGAGCCACUGCUAGGCCACGAUCAUUGGGUUCGGUCUGUUGCCUAUUCCCCGGACGACACGCGCAUGGUUUCCGGAUUCCAGGGUAAGAACAUCCGGGUCUGGGACGCGCAGACGAGACAGACGGUGUUGGGGCCGUUGCGAGAGCACAGACGCGAGGUCUUUAGCGUUUCUUUGUCACCGGAUGGCCAGAACAUCGUCUCCGGUUCCUUCGGGGGCAUGAUCCGAAUAUGGGAUGCGCACUCGGAACAGACUGUGGCGGGAUCGUUCGUGGGGAGCAGCAACAGCGUAUGGUCUGUUGUGUUCUCGCCCGAUGGCAAGCGCGUCGUUUCUGGCGGUGAAGACGGUUUGGUAAAGGUUUGGGACGCGGAGAACGAUUAG
This is a messenger RNA of Punctularia strigosozonata HHB-11173 SS5, 1834 nucleotides long. Its product is annotated as WD40 repeat-like protein. The record is from RefSeq and is a predicted model, not a curated record. Gene Ontology annotation, molecular function: protein binding. Lineage: Eukaryota; Fungi; Basidiomycota; Agaricomycetes; Corticiales; Punctulariaceae. The transcript has 5 exons. The coding region runs from base 845 to 1834 and encodes 329 amino acids.